CACAGAUAGGUCAUUGUGUUAUCGCUGCCAUGGUGAUCCCUCGCGGAGACUCUUGUUAGAGCUCGUUCACGUCAUACGGCAGAAUCAACAGUCGACAGGUCAAGAUACUGCUCGGAAGAACUGUCAGCAGCAUAUUAGUCGCUUUGGGUUGAAGAAGGCAGCCCAAACUACCGCGCAGCGCAACAACGUUAUCUCCUCAAGCAGCCCACAAUGGCUCAGCAGCCACAGCACAUCGAUGAACGUCGACCAUCGGCGUCGCUCGAACGAUCAAGCAGCCGAUCCUCCAUCAAUGCCGUGUCAUCGCCUCAAUCGCGUCGUUCUCCCGUCAUAAACCCGCUUGCGAGCAGCGUCAACUCGCUUGCCUCGAUCAACACUGGCUCCACCCUCACACCCCGCCGGGACUCAUCCCUCGGCUCUUCACCGUCUGUCUCCAAAAGAUCAAGCUUCGCCGAGAACCUCAACCUUCGGGGUUAUCCCGCCUCUCCACGCAACCAGCGCACGCAUUCCUUCUCGGGGCAGGCGCUGCAGGAUCUGCUCAUGAGCCCGACCAAAUUCAGAAAUAGCAGCGGCGAAGAGGCAAGGUUCAAGGGAAGAGAUUGGCGGAGCAUUCAGAUUGCGGAGAUCAUUGAUCCAGAGGAGACACGUUUCGUGGAAUUGAGUACGAGCAUUGAGGACUGCACAAAGCUGUUAUGUCGUUCGGGCGCACCCAAUGUCGUUUUGAUCCGAGAGUCACCUCAGACCAAGACACCGGUCGGUACAUUCGACUACUCCGAUCUGAACGCAUACCUGCUCUUGGUUCUCGGCCUCUCACAACCGGAUGAAGAGGCCGCGAAGAUUGCCGAACGCGCUCGGCAUGGCGAGGUCCUUCCGCUAGGUGACGUCCUGGGUCAUCUGGGUGUGCGGGAACCGCCCGUUUCCCUUGCGCACACUGCAGAUUUGUAUCAAGCCAUGGUGGCAUUGGGAAGUGGAAAUCACCGGGUCGUGAUCAACAAAGAGGGCACAACAGAGGUGGUCGGGGUUCUCAGUCAGCUGCGACUCGUUCGAUUCUUCUGGGAAAACCACGAGAACUUUACAGCCAUGGAGCAACUCUACUCCGUGUCACUAAAGGAGCUCGAGCUGGGUGCUAAAGAGGUAAUCGCAAUCAACGGCGAUAGACCUGUCUCGGCUGCUUUGCAACUGAUGCAUAACGAGGGCAUCACCUCAUUGCCCGUACUGGAUGUUAAGCGCAACGUGGUGGGCAACAUCAGUCACGUAGAUGUUCGACUCCUGACCGACAUCUCGGCAAUUCCUUUACUCUCCUCGACCUGCAUUCACUUCAUCUCGGUCAUUCUAUCUGAACGAGGCAUGUUUGACGGCAAGGAUUCAUAUCCCGUCUUUCACAUCACCUCCUACAACUCCCUUGCGCACACUGUUGCCAAGCUGUGCGCAACCCGCAGUCAUCGCAUGUGGAUCGUUGAUGCGCCAUCGCCCAGCGCAUCGUUGGUGCCGCCGUCGCCGGGUCCUGUCCCACUCACGCCCUUGAGUCUCCCUCACAGUGCCAGCUCCUCCGUCAUCUCCACCCCCAACACCCCACUUCGCACCGCGCAUCCCUCUGCGAUCAGCGCAAGCGCCCCGGACCUAGCGACACCUGGUCCACCAUACACCAGCGCUCAUCCCAGCGUCGCCGUCUCGGCGGGAUCACUUCCAGGUCAGGGUAUGUCCGGCCGACUCGCGGGCGUUGUCAGCCUCACCGAUAUCUUGAAUCUUUUCGCACGGGCAAGCGGUCUGUCACCUAGUGAUCCCGAAGUCGCCCGUCGUCGCAGACGUCAAAGCAGUGGAAGCGGGAUGCGGCCUAGUUUAGAUGGUCCCGGCCGGCCGAGCGCCGAAGCACUACGAGAGGCGACGGCGGAUAAGCGACGGAGCCUGAGCUUGAUGAUCGAUGGAACCGGAGUACCGACCAAACGAUCCUGAUUGAUCUAACAUCUGAGUAUAAGUACGGAGGGAAUGCUCCGGGCAGCUGCUAAGCCUGUUUCAGAGCCGAGGGCCAGGACAAGCCACCAAGGUUCUGUUUCGCUCUCUUGUGUUGGGCACCAUGAUGGGCAACAGAGAGCCCCGUCGUCCGCCUUUCUCCUUCGAUCAUUUUGAGCACAGCGAUGGCGUUUGGCGAAGGAUAAACUACUCUCACCACUUUUUUUUUUUAUCAAAUUUGAAAUUGUCUCACGCUG
This is a messenger RNA of Dissoconium aciculare CBS 342.82, 2204 nucleotides long. RefSeq lists its product as uncharacterized. The transcript has 2 exons. The coding region runs from base 211 to 1950 and encodes 579 amino acids. The record is from RefSeq and is a predicted model, not a curated record. Gene Ontology annotation, molecular function: protein serine/threonine phosphatase inhibitor activity. NCBI's taxonomy places the organism in Eukaryota, Fungi, Ascomycota, Dothideomycetes, Mycosphaerellales, Dissoconiaceae.